AUCCGAGCAGAUGGUCCUCCCCAUGGUGGAAUUCAGUAUGAAAUGGUGACAGUUUUCAAGGACGGGAGCCCAGUCCUUCGAGACAUGGCCUUCUCCAUCGAUCAGAAGUAUCUGUACGUCAUGUCAGAGCGACAGGUGUCCCGGGUGCCCGUGGAGUCCUGCGGGCAGUACACGACCUGCGGGGAGUGCCUCAGCUCCGGAGACCCCCACUGCGGCUGGUGCACCCUCCACCACAUGUGCUCCCCGAGGGACAGCUGCGAGCGAGCGGAGGAGCCGUCCCGGUUUGCAGGCAGCAUCAACCAGUGCAUGAGCCUCACGGUGCAGCCCGGCAGCAUCUCUGUGUCCCAGCACAGCCUCCCGCUGUUGAAAGGAAAAGCUUUGUUUCCCAAAAACCUCAUCUAUGUUCCUGCCAUACCCGUGGAUCAGGACUGGUUCGGUGUGGUGCUGCAGCUCAAGUCGCGGGAGACGGGGAGGACCUUUGUCAGCACGGAGUUCAAGUUCUACAACUGCAGUGCCCACCAACUGUGCCUGUCCUGUGUGAACAGCGCGUUCCGCUGCCACUGGUGCAAGUACCGGAACCUCUGCACCCACGACCCCACCACGUGCUCCUUUCAGGAGGGACGGAUCAACGUCUCUGAGGACUGUCCCCAGCUCUUCCCCACAGAGGAGAUCCUGAUCCCCGUGGGAGAGGUGAAACCCAUCACGCUGAAGGCGAGGAACCUGCCCCAGCCGCAGUCCGGCCAGCGCGGCUACGAGUGUGUGCUCAGCAUCCAGGGCGUGAUCCACCGCGUGCCCGCCCUGCGCUUCAACAGCUCCAGCGUCCAGUGCCAGAACAGCUCGUACCUCUAUGAUGGGAUGGACAUCAGCAACUUAGCAGUGGACUUUGCGGUGGUUUGGAACGGGAACUUUGUUAUCGACAACCCGGAGGAUCUGAAAGUGCACCUCUACAAGUGUGCGGCUCAGCGCGAGAGCUGCGGGCUCUGCCUCAAAGCCGACCCCAAGUUCGAGUGCGGGUGGUGCAGCCGCGAGGCCACGUGCGCGCUGCGGCCCUCUGGGCCCGCCUGUCCCAGCCGCAACGUCAAGUGCUCCAACCCGCGCAUCACCGAGAUCCUGACGGUGUCAGGCCCCCCGGAAGGAGGGACGAGGGUGACCAUCCGUGGCGUGAACCUGGGCCUGGAUUUCUCGGAGAUCGCCCACGGGGUGCAGGUGGCCGGGGUGCCGUGCUCGCCCCUGCCUGAGCAGUACGUCGUCGCCGAACAGAUUGUCUGUGAAAUGGGGCAGGGGCUUCCAGGGAUCAGCUCCGGCCCAGUGCUCCUGUGCAUCGGAGAGUGCAAGCCCGAGUUCACGGCCAAGUCCACGCAGCAGUACACGUUCGUGACUCCAGUGGUGAGUUUUCUGAAUCCCAGCCGCGGUCCAGAGUCGGGAGGGACGAUGGUGACCAUCUCCGGGCACUACCUGGGGGCCGGCAGCCGUGUGUCAGUGCUCCUGGGAAACCAGACCUGCGAAUUCUACGGGUAA
This is a messenger RNA of Apaloderma vittatum (bar-tailed trogon), 1518 nucleotides long. Its product is annotated as plexin-A2-like. The annotation marks the transcript as partial. The record is from RefSeq and is a predicted model, not a curated record. The transcript has 13 exons. Gene Ontology annotation, molecular function: protein binding; semaphorin receptor activity. Gene Ontology annotation, biological process: semaphorin-plexin signaling pathway involved in axon guidance; regulation of cell shape; positive regulation of axonogenesis. NCBI's taxonomy places the organism in Eukaryota, Metazoa, Chordata, Aves, Trogoniformes, Trogonidae. Gene Ontology annotation, cellular component: semaphorin receptor complex.